This is a messenger RNA of Juglans microcarpa x Juglans regia, 1001 nucleotides long. RefSeq names its product late embryogenesis abundant protein 6-like. Gene Ontology annotation, biological process: embryo development ending in seed dormancy. The record is from RefSeq and is a predicted model, not a curated record. Lineage: Eukaryota; Viridiplantae; Streptophyta; Magnoliopsida; Fagales; Juglandaceae. The transcript has 2 exons. Bases 397 to 687 code for a protein of 96 amino acids.
GACUAUAUAUAGUAUUUUCUGAAGUGAUAAAAUGGUAAAUGCGAUUGGUUACAAUCGAGUCGGGCAGGAGAUGAGCCAUUCUUCAGCAAUUUAUCGUAAGAAUUGGAUCUCAUUAUUGAAUCGUUAUUUACGGCUUAGAUGAAUGCGCUAGAUUAAUCUGUGUCCUCAAGUGUCCAGAACUUGCUAUUAAAUCUGCAUACACGACGCUUGUCAUGUCCAGAGCCACAAGAUAAGGGGAGAGAGAGAGAAGGGAACUUGUGGAAUUCUAUAUAUAUAUAUAUAUAUACAAGGGGUGCCAUUCGGCAUUAAUGUGUUUGCUCGCAAAAAACAAAGACAACUUCAUUCGAGUUUUCGUAGGUUGUACGUGAAGAAUACUGGGACCAGAGUAGUGAGAAAAUGCAGGCUGUGAAGGACAAGCUGCAUGACAUGAGUGAGAUGCGCAAGGCCAAGGCCGAAGCAAAGGCCGAAGAGAAGGCCGAAAAAGAUAUAGCAAAAGCUAGAAUGGAGGUUGCUCAUGAGGUGAGACUGGCGAAAGAGGCCGAGGCUGCAAUGGGAUUGCAUGUGGCCAAGGCCGGGCAAAAGCUGGUAGAAAGGGAAGCAGCCAAGCAUGAGCCUAAGCAGCCCGAUGCAAGUGGCGUCGACCCCCGGCAGACCAGACUGGAAACAGCAGCGCCCCUGCUGUGCUGAUGCAUUCUGCAGAUCGAGCUCCAUUUACCCACUCUGCCCGACCAUUCGUCAACUAAUUAUAUAGUUGUUGUUCAAUUGUAUGUUGAAUCUCGUGAUUUGACAUGCACAUGAUUCAUGUUAGCGAUCAUUCUCGCCUCUUAUACAUGAAUAUUGUUGGUCAUGUUACACAUAUAUAAUCUAGAGUUGUUGUGAGGUUCAUUACAACUAUUAAAAAAAAAAAUUUAUAAUAUGAAUAUUCUUUUUUGUAUUAACUGAUCAUGAUGUGACGGGAAAAUAGAUUUCGAUUAUAAUCUACAGAAUACGUGAUUUGUGUA